Daktulosphaira vitifoliae (grape phylloxera) is the source of this 1765-nucleotide messenger RNA. Its product is annotated as parkin coregulated gene protein. Lineage: Eukaryota; Metazoa; Arthropoda; Insecta; Hemiptera; Phylloxeridae. The record is from RefSeq and is a predicted model, not a curated record. The transcript has a single exon. Bases 910 to 1590 code for a protein of 226 amino acids. Gene Ontology annotation, molecular function: Hsp70 protein binding; Hsp90 protein binding.
GGUUUUGUCAAAAUACAUUGUAUUGAACUUUUGAAUCUAUAUUAUUUAAAAAUAUUGUAUUUUUCUAAAGUAUGAUCAUUACUAUAAUUUAGUUCAAUAGUUUGGAAUUCAAAUCCUAGUGGUUAUUUGAAGACAUAAAAUAAAAGUUGAAAAUUUAACAAAAAAUGAAAUAAUGAAUUGUUAUAAUUAAGAAUCACUUAAGAUAAGGAGGAAAAAUCUAAAUGCUUUGUGACUCUUUAGUUUGUUAAAUAAUGAGAUAAUGUAUUCAUUUAAUUAAAUUUAAUUAAAUAGACACUCAAAGAUAUACUAAUUUAAUAAUAAUUUUCUUCGAUUAACAUAACUUAAGUUGUAUAUGUUUUAUAAAUUUCUUACUAUUAAUAAACCUACUAAAUAUUUUUAUUAGCAUGAAUAUGUUUUUAGGCUUAGGCUAGUUAAAAAUUUCAAUAUCUGUCCUUUGAAUAUGUGCUGUUAUUUUUUUGUAUCGAGUUAUAAUUAGUAUUGUUACUAAAAUAGUUUCUCUAACUUCAAUUAUUUGUGUUAACAAAAGCCAAAGACUUAUUCAUAAUUUAAUGUUUUUCAGUGAAUUAAAGAAAAUGAUUUGUUAUAUUUAUUAGAGUUACAUCAUAGUAAAACAUGUAGUUGUGUUUUAUUUAAUUUUAGUUUGAUCAAUAGUUUAGUUACUAGGUAACCUAUUUAUUGUAUGUAUUAGUAUUUGUGUGACCGUACGCAAUUUUCAUUAUUAUAGUGAAGAAUAGUCAUAAUUGUCAGCUAGUUGAAAUUUUAUGAUUAUGUUAUUAUUAAUUACUAUUAGUUAUUAUAUGUGACUAUUAGUUUAUUAAUAUAGUCUGAAAUAUUUAGGGCUAAAAAUUAUUUUUAAUUAAUAAGUUAAAUUUGUUUAUUUUAUUCAAAAUGAAUCAAUUUAUUCCAAAAUCAAAGCGUGUUGUUCCACCAUUUAGUUCUCAAUCUCGACAACCUAAUACUGUAGUAGUUGGACCUCCUCGAUCUUAUAGGUACCACACCAAAGUUGGAAAUACAGCAUUUCGUCGGUAUUACGACCGAGGUGAUUUUUUAUUAUCUGUAGAUAGUGGCCGUAUAAUGUGGAAAACUUCUUUUGAUAAUAUUGAUUAUCAUCAUUAUUUACCAAUAUUUUUUGAUGGUUUACGUGAAGUUGCUUAUCCAUAUCGUGCUGUAGCAGAAUGUGGGGCAUCUGAUUUACUAAAAAAUGGAACGUCAGAUCGCAUAUUACCUGUUGUACCUCAGUUGAUUAUUCCAAUUAAACUAGCAUUAAAUACGGGACAUCCUGAUGUAGUUGUUUCUACUUUAAAAAUGAUUCAAACAUUGGUUACAUCAGCUGAUAUGAUUGGAGAAGCUUUAGUACCCUAUUAUAGACAAAUAUUGCCACCCCUAAAUAAAUAUAAGAGUAUGAACAAAAAUACUGGUGAUGGCAUAGAUUAUGCGCAAUACCAACAGGAAGAUAUUGGAGAUUUAGUUAACAGAACAUUAGAAAUACUUGAGCAACAUGGGGGGGCACAUGCUUUUAUUAAUAUAAAAUACAUGAUACCUACUUACGAAUCAAGUAUUAUUAAUUAAUUAAUUAAAUAUCUUGUAUAUUCCGUGUUUUAGUGGAGUUGUGUAAAUUAUUAGUAAUAUUACAUUUAUCCAAACUACUCUACUUUCCAUUACUUUUUAACCAUAAAAUCACUUUUUAGAUUAUCUAUAUCUAUGUAGACAAUAUAUCUUGAAUAGAUAAAUAAAUAUUUUGAGG